AAUAUAAAUGGGAUGAGACUGCGCACUUACUCUGUUGCACGCCCCACGUGCAUCAAUCAACAAUCAUGGAUUCUAAUAAUUUGUUUAUUUUACUUGUGCUUUACAUUUCGGAAUUCUCUGGGGGACAACCAAUCGUUUUCCGCCCUGGUUACACAUAUAUUGCACAACAACAAAGCUUCUACAAGGUUCACUUGUCCAGAAUGAGCUGGUUUGAAGCCAAGCGCAUGUGUGUUCUUGAAGAUGCCAGUCUAUUCUACCCACAAAAUGAGGAGGAAGCCAAAGAUGUCCUGUCGUUUAUUACACAUACUGCACCAACGAUACCAUCAAUAUAUUUGUCAUUAAAUGAUCUUGACACAAAAGGAAUGUAUCAGACCAUUGAUGGUAAACCAAUCUCCGAUGUAUACCACAAGUGGAGUCCAGGUGAGCCAAACAAUAAUAAUGGCGAAGAAGAUUGCGUUAUCUUAAUAUUAGAAAAUGGACUAUUUAAUGAUGGUAACUGUAACACUACGGAAUAUUUUGUCUGUAAGAAGCCGCUUGAUUCGAGAAGCAAUAUGUCGAAUUCAGUUGGUCAAGAAAUCAUUUUCCGACCUGAUUACACAUAUAUUGCACAACAACAAAGCUUCUACAAGGUUCACUUGCCCGAAAUGACAUGGUUUGAAGCCAAGCGCAUAUGUGCUCUCGAAGACGCAAGUCUAUUCUACCCACAAAAUGAGGAGGAAGCCAAAGAUGUCCUAUUGUUUAUUAAAGAUACUGAUCCAAUGAUAUCAUCAAUAUAUUUGUCAUUAAAUGAUCUUGACAAAAAAGGAGUGUUUAAGACCAUUGAUGGUAAACCAAUCUCCGAUGUAUACAACAAGUGGGGUCCAGGUGAGCCAAACAAUCUUGGCGAUGAGGAUUGCGCUGUCUUACACCAAAAUGGGGAACUAAAUGAUUUAAACUGUAACAUUAAGCAACGUUUUGUCUGUAAGAAGCCGCUUGAUUCGGGAUGCAAUAUGUCGAAUUCACUUGGACAAGAAAUCGUUUUCCGACCUGAUUACACGUAUAUAGCACAACAACAAAGCUUCUACAAGGUUCACUUGUCCAAAAUGACCUGGUUUGAAGCCAAGCGCAUGUGUGCUCUUGAAGAAGCAAGUUUAUUCUACCCAGAAAAUGAGAAGGAAGCCAAAGAUGUCCUGUCGUUUAUUCAAAAUACUACGCAAACGAUACCAUCAAUAUAUUUGUCAUUAAAUGAUCUUGAGAUAAAAGGAGUGUAUCAGACCAUUGAUGGUAAACCAAUCUCCGAUGUAUACAACAAGUGGAGCCCAGGUGAGCCAAACAAUAAUAAUGGCGAAGAAGAUUGCGUUGUCUUAGUAUUAGAAAAUGGACUAUUUAAUGAUGGUAACUGUAACACUACGGAAUAUUUUGUCUGUAAGAAGCUGCUUUAUUCAGUGAGACGGAAUUCGGGAUGCAAUAUGCCGAAUUCAGGAGGCAAACGAGCAAACGAGUCACCUGAUGGUAAGCGAUCAGCGCCGUCCAUGGACACCCGCAACACCAGAGGAAUCACAGGGGGACAAGACAUAAUUUUCCGACCUGAUUACACAUAUAUUGCACAACAACAAAGCUUCUACAAGGUGCACUUGCCCGAAAUGACCUGGUUUGAAGCCAAGCGCAUAUGUGCUCUCGAAGACGCAAGUCUAUUCUACCCACAAAAUGAGGAGGAAGCCAAAGAUGUCCUGUUGUUUAUUAAAAAUACUAAGCUACCGAUUCAUUCAAUAUAUUUGUCAUUAAAUGAUCUUGACAUAGAAGGAAUGUAUCAGACCAUUGAUGGUAAACCAAUCUCCGAUGUAUACAACAAGUGGGGUCCAGGUGAGCCAAACAAUAAUAAAGGCGAAGAGGAUUGCGUUGUCUUAUUCGAAAAUGGACAAUUUAAUGAUGUUAACUGUAACAAUAUGAAACAUUUUGUCUGUAAGAAGCCGCUUGAGGCAGUGACAUGGAAUUCGAGAUGCAAUAUGUCGAAUUCAGGUUACAUAUUCAGCGAGGAGACAGGCAACUGUUACAAGUUGCACACGAAGCCUUUGAACUGGAUUGAUGCGUAUGCCACGUGUCUGCUUGAGCGAACUACCCUGGCCGUGAUCGACUCCACGUCAGAAAGAGAUUUCCUCGCAAAUCUAGCGAUACGCGCGGCGACGCAUCUAAUUUCGGAGACUUAUCAAAAAGGAAUAUUUCAUUUGGGUUUCCAUAACAGACAUAAUACUGGUUGGACAACAGUUAGAGGAAAUCCUAUAGUAACUGAUAAUGAAUACUGGUGGGGCGGCCACUACCCUGGUGAAGAAUGCAAUAACAAGUGUGGUGGUAUGUUCUACGAUGGAUACCUGGUCAACAACGACUGUGAAGUUAAGAGUUUCUUCAUUUGUGAACACCAAGGAGAAAACCAUGUCGGAAAGAUUAAUAUGGACCAGCAAUCGGUUGCACUGGUUCCCGAGGUGGUGACGCCUGAGCCCUGAGGAGCCUACCUUAAUAAAGCUAAGGCUUCCUUGCCCUUCGCCGCUCGUUCGGUGUGAGUUGAGCCUAAAUACCCCGUCAUCAUCCCUACUGCUUCCACCAGCCUCUGCCAAUGGCUUUGCUCUUAUUCCUUAUUUAUUUAUAUUAUUAUUAUCUCAUGUUGUUCCAGUUCAGACUGUAAUCUAUCUCUGCGCUAAACUUCAUCAAAAUUCAUCCAAUCGUUUCUUCAUUAAAGAAUAGGUAGCUAACAAACAUAAAUGUCCUCACAAAUUGAAAAUAUUUUAGUUUUCUCGGCCUUUUUAAGAUGGAGGUUCAAUUCCACCCUAAUCAUCCCAAACCCCGAUUCCCCAAUAACCCUUAAAUUCCUAACCCCCAAAAUGCCCGCAAAGCACUUGUAUACUGUAUAGCCUCUGAUGUUUCAAGUGUCCAUGGGCGGCGAUUGCUUACCAUCAGGUGAUACAUCUGCUCGUUUACCGUUUAACGGCGAAUUCCAUAAAAAAGUGAUAUAAUCUAUUUUCUUGUUUAUAAAUAAAUUGCAAUUUAGUACGUUUA
Molecule: messenger RNA, 3030 nt
Organism: Spodoptera frugiperda (fall armyworm)
Lineage: Eukaryota; Metazoa; Arthropoda; Insecta; Lepidoptera; Noctuidae
Product: macrophage mannose receptor 1
Exons: 12
Coding region: 66-2480 (804 amino acids)
Source: RefSeq, a predicted model, not a curated record